This is a messenger RNA of Apis mellifera (honey bee), 6729 nucleotides long. RefSeq lists its product as uncharacterized. Gene Ontology annotation, biological process: monoatomic ion transport; modulation of chemical synaptic transmission; synaptic transmission, glutamatergic. Gene Ontology annotation, cellular component: postsynaptic membrane; plasma membrane. Gene Ontology annotation, molecular function: transmitter-gated monoatomic ion channel activity involved in regulation of postsynaptic membrane potential; NMDA glutamate receptor activity. The coding region runs from base 449 to 4507 and encodes 1352 amino acids. The record is from RefSeq and is a predicted model, not a curated record. The transcript has 8 exons. NCBI's taxonomy places the organism in Eukaryota, Metazoa, Arthropoda, Insecta, Hymenoptera, Apidae.
AGUAUCUUAUAAUCUAAGGAGAAAUGCAUAUGAUAUACAUACAUGUGUAGUAUAUGUGUGCGAGAAAAUAGUAUGUGUAUCGUAGGGGUGAAAUUUAAAGGGAGGGGCUGCUCGAAAAUGGCUGUUAUGCACGGGGUAGGACGUUUAGAAAAGGGCAAGUGACGGUUCAUCCCUGUCUUCCACAUUGACCAAUUGACAUUAUUUUACGACAAUUGAUACGGUUACCUAAUCGAUAGCUAUUAUGUGGCGGCUAAAAAGCAAUCUUCGUGCUCUUCUUCAUCCGCCCCCGGAUCUGCGACAUAUGAUUCGCUUUGGGAAAAGGUAAACUAUCUCCACUAUUUGCCUUUCCUAAACAUUAAAACUUGAUUGGAACCUUACAUGAAUAAUGUAAACCAGACGAGCUAAGUCGAAGAAUAACGCAGAGGAGAAACACAUAUAAGCAAAGAAGAUGUUUGGCUUCUUUCGAAGAAUUUUAUUCCUUUUUUUGUUGGGAACUUCUUUUUGUUUCUGCUCCACAGAUCCUGCCAGAUCUGUGAGAGCAAUUAAAGGACGAUUUCGAACGUCUUAUGCUGCAUGGCGUAUAGUGUUUUCUUUGACACAGCCACAAGGUUCGCUAAAAACGGAUGUACAAAAAGCAUGGGAAAAAGCAAGGCUGGAAUCAUCUCAUGCAGACAUGAACGUAUCUUUCAUAGAAGCUCCACCCAAGACAGAUUCGCUAUCUUAUCCUCUGUCAUUAUUAAACAAAUUUUGCAAUGAAAUUAAAGGUGGAAGAACUGCAUUAAGUAUCAUUAUUGGAGGAGGUUCUGCAGCUAAAUUUCUUGUAACUGCUGCAGCUUCAUUAAAUAUUCCAGCAUUGUGGUUACCGUUCACUCAUGAAGAUUUUCUUAGACAGGGAAAUCUUGGUCAAUUCGAAAGUCGUAUAGGGUCUAGUACAAAGGAAGUGGGAGCAGCUGCUGCUGCUUUGAUGCACAGAGCAAACUGGCAUGCAUUCACUCUUCUUAUAGAUACUACUUUGCUUCCAAUCAAUGAUUUAUUGCAUGCAAAUCAAACAACUUUAACACCUAGAACCAUUAUACAUCUUCCAACAAAUGAUAAAACUUUGAGAAUUAGACUGAGAAGAGUUGCCGAGGAAGGAGGUAGUGGAGGAGUCAUAGUAAUGGGUUCUGAUUUGAACAGUGCACGAAGAAUAUUAGCUGUGGCUGGCAAGUAUGAAAUGCUUGCAGGAAGAUUUUUGUGGCUCUGGCUAGACUUGAAAGCAGAACUAAGACCUAACGAACCAAAUGUUAUCAGCUCUCAUAUUAUAUAUAGCUCAAGAUCAUCGAUAGCAACGAAUGAAAAUCCUUCAGCCCUAGAGAGUAUAAAUCGAAACAUGAAUCUCGUAGCAGAAAAUCAGUUAUCUUUAAAUUCCUUGCCCAAUUUAUCGAAUGAUAUACAUCGAUUACAAGAAUAUAGGUGGCAAAACGAAAUGUCUAUGAAUAAACAAGAAGAUAAAAGUUUUAAUUUUGAUGAUGAUGAAGAUAUUAGAAUAAAGGACAAGGAAUUGAAUUCCAAAGAUUUUAUGCCAGUUGGUAUGCUAGUAUUAAGGCCAUCUGGCAUAAAAUUAAUGGGUAGUGAUACUAUAUUAUCCAGAAUGAUCAGGGAAACCUCUCAGGCAUUGGACGAAACAUUUAUAGAAGUAAAACCUAGAUUGAAUCGUUUAAAUGAGGCUCAAAUGGAAGAGAACUUUAUACCAGAAUGCUUCUCAAAAAAUAAUGCCAAAUUUUUGACAAGCAAAAUGAGGCACACUGUUUCAAAGACUUUAACUCAGAAGUUGAGGAAUUCUGUAAGUCAACUUUCCAAGGAUAAAGCUAAAUUUCAUUUGUUGAACUUGCAAGCCAUAAGAUUUCCAGGAAACAAAACUCAAUUAAGAUGGACCAAAGUUGGCACAGUGAAAGGUGGGAAAGAAGUUCAUUUGGAUACUAUAAUUUGGCCAGGAGGUGGUAUUGUGCCAGCAUAUUUAGAACAAGGAGGCGAAAAAAUUGGCAUGCCAAUGUAUCGCAUAGUAACAGCAUUGGCACCACCAUUUACAAUGGUUACAAAUCUACAGGAAGGUCUCUGCUUGAGAGGAGUUUUUUGUCGUCAAGAAAAUACUCUGAUGUGCUGUUAUGGUUUAAGCAUGGACCUGAUGUCCUUGGUGUCUCGUGAAUUAGGAUUCCGAUAUGACUUAUAUUUGGUGAAAGAUGGUCUGUUUGGAAAGAGAAAUGGCAGCACGUGGAAUGGGAUUAUGGGAGAAUUAGUUUCUAGUCGAGCUCAACUGGCCUUUGCACCGCUCAGUGUAUCUGCUCGUAGAGCGGAAGUAGUUGACUUUACCACGCCAUAUUUCUUCAGUGGAGUCAGCUUUCUUACUGCGCCAAAGCUCAAAUCAGAAAUAUCGCUAUUUGCUUUUCUAUUUCCAUUCAGUCCAGAGCUGUGGAUCGCUGUUUUUACAUCGUUGAACUUCACUGCCACAGCAGUGGCACUAUACGAGUGGUUCAGCCCUUUCGGUCUGAACCCAUGGGGUAGACAACGAAGCAAGAACUUUUCGAUAGCCUCUGCCUUGUGGGUGAUGUGGGGUCUCCUUUGUGGACAUUUAGUUGCCUUCAAGGCACCGAAAUCCUGGCCUAACAAAUUUUUGAUCAAUAUUUGGGGUGGUUUCUCGGUUAUCUUUGUAGCCUCUUAUACAGCCAACAUAGCUGCCCUUAUCGCAGGCCUUUUUUUCCAUCCUGCAGUAAGCAAUUAUCAUGAUAAAAGUUUGUUAUUACAGAAGGUUGGUGCACCAAGAGCGUCCGCAGCCGAAUACUAUGUACAGAAAGCAAACGCACAAUUAUGGUCCCACAUGGCUAGAUAUUCUUUAUCAAAUGUUGCUGAGGGUGUAGAAAGAUUAAGAAAUGGUAGUUUAGAUAUACUUAUAGCAGACACUCCUAUUUUAGAUUAUUAUCGAGCGAUAGAUGAUGGUUGUCGAUUGCAAAAAAUCGGAGAUACUAUAAAUGAAGAUACUUAUGCUGUUGCCCUUACCAAGGGCCAUCCUUUGAAAGAAAGUAUAUCCAGAGUUAUAGCUAAUUAUACAAGUACCGGGUUACUGGAUAUUCUGCAAGAAAAAUGGUAUGGUGGUUUACCCUGCAUUCGAGGAAGAGAAGGAAUGGAUACCGGUUUUGAACAUGAGCAAGGAGGACAACCCAGACCAUUAGGUGUUGCGUCCGUAGCUGGCGUAUUCUGUCUUCUAGGAAUGGGUGUUGUUCUUGGUACAAUUAUUUUAGCUGGGGAACACUUAUUUUACAAAUAUACAUUGCCCAGAUUGAGACACAGACCGGAGGAUUCUAUAUGGCGCAGCCGUAAUGUGAUGUUCUUCUCACAGAAACUAUACAGGUUCAUCAAUUGCGUAGAGCUGGUGUCGCCACACCAUGCUGCCAGAGAACUGGUUCACACGGUACGACAAGGACAAAUUGCCUCUCUUUUUCAAAAAAGUGUUAAACGAAAGGAACACGAACAACGUCGAAGACGCAAAAGUAAAGCUCAGUUUUUCGAGAUGAUCCAAGAAAUUCGAAGAGUUCAACAAGAGGAAAAAAUAGAAACUGUAUCAGAAGAGCAAGAAAAGAUAUCCACCGUCAAGAAAGAAGAGAAACUUAUAAAGGGAAGAGAAAGAAGCAAAAGCAAGAGUCCUUUAAUGCCUCGGAGUCCAAAAAGAUCAGAGAAGAGUAGAAGUUCGACCAAUCUAUCAAGCUCUAGAUUAGGAUUGUCUCCAAUCAGUUUGGAGGCUCCUAUGAAGCCCAGAGAGUUUACUUUAAGUAGUACCAAUUUAAGAGCGAGAAGUCCUCUUGAAACGGUGGGUCGUCGUUUGAGUCAUGGAGAUGGUGGAUCACCACCUCCACGUUUAGGUUCUCAUUUCGGAGGUAGUGCAACAUUAAGACCUUUAGCUCCGACAAAAAGCGAUUCCACCGGUAGUACAACGCCAACGAUCAAAGGUGAAUCGACUGGAGGAGGUGCACCUACACCUAGAUAUGCCAGAAGUCCAGCAAAACGAGGACAAUCGUUUCCAGUGUUCGCUACCUUGAGACCACCACAUUCUUCUACCUAUCAUAUAUCCAAAAGUCCAUUGUUAUCGCCGAAUAACGAGUUAACUUCGGCCAUAGGGAGAAAGUUAUCUCGUGAAUGGGGCUCAGGAACAAUAGACAUCAGCAGGUCCUCAGAAGCGGUGGCUAGUGGUUCUACUUACACAUUAAAUCAAGAAAUGACAUUGUCUUUAGAACGGCCAUCGCACGAGAAGAUCCAGGAUGAUACUUUGCCCAUUAAGAAGCCUAUAAGAAGAGCAAGAAGCCAUGAAAACAGAGAUACUGGCAAGCUGAUGGCCGAUUUACCAUCACCAAGACUUACCGCUCAACCGGUAGUGGGAGGCCGAUCGGUAAGCGAACGAACGAAAAAACAAUUAGAAUCUGAAUUGAAAGCGAUUUUAAGUGCUAGAGCCCAUCAUCGCGAUUUGCAUCCUCCUUGAUAGACAACAGGCUAUGUCACUUAAUUUUAAUAAAAAAGGGAGAGAAAAAGAGAAAAUUCUUACAAAAGUGAGUCUUAAAAGCUUCAAAAAUCGUUGCCUCUGAGGGGCUUUGAUCGAUUUAAGCAAUAUCAGAUUUAUAGGUCAAUUUGUAGAGCAAAAAUCAGACAAACAGUAAAACAAAAAAAAGAUAUAUAUAAACGAAAAAAUAUAUACAUAGACACAAUGUCUUCAGGAAGUAUUUAAAAUGUAACACAAGAAAGAGAUUCUCCCAUAAAGAAAAACGAAAUCUCUUUAUCUGUUCAUGUUGUUACAUACAUUGAUAAUACUGAUAGAAUAUGUUGAUUAAAAAAAAAAAAACGGAAAAAAAAGUGCUAUAAAACUUUAGUAGAUUGUCUCUAAUAAGUAGCGACUUAAAUGAAUAACUGAAAUAUUUUCUUGUUGGCAUUUUAAACUCUACAGAUGUUGUCGGUCUGAGCGAGUCUCUCUUUAAAUUAUAAUACGAUUAUUAGACAUCGUACACUGCCGUAUUUCUCGACUUUAUUUUAAUCAUUUGUAGAUGAUUCAUCAACUUUUUUCAGUUCGCUAUUUGAAAGAAAUAUAAUGAAGAUUUAAAUGUUCGUAUAAAAGAAUGAUGAAUAUUAAAAUAAGAAGAAUUAACGUUGAAUAAACUUAAGUGAAAAGUAGGGAAUAUUGGUUUAUGAAAUUUCACUGACUCGCAUACUGCCAUAUACCUUUUAAUAAUUCUCUCAUGGAGAGGGAGAGACUCGCUCAUAGAAUUCUCGACAUAGAAUGACCAUUUACUAAGAAAAAAAAAUGCAUAAUCUUAUUAAAAAUAUUAUCUUAUUCAGAAGAAAAAAAAAAGAAUGAAUAAUAAAAAUAUUUAAAGGCGGAUGAAAUUUUAAUCAGAUAAAUCUUUUUUACGAAUUGCUGGUAUGUCAUUAUAUAGAAUCAAAUUCUAUUAACAACAUUUAAUGAUGAUCGUAUGCACACAUCAAUCAUUCUAUUUGUAAUUUCAUUCAUUGGUAAUGGAAAAAAUCAUACGUUUACUAUAUACGUUUAUUAUAGUAUCCUUCAUCCCAUUAUUGUUAUUAUUAUUAUUAUUAUUAUUAUUAUUAACUAUUGAACAUAUUCAGAAAUUGCACAUAUGCGUCGCUGGAUCAUCGGAAUUGAACAUACAUAUACAUAUGCACUCUCUGUUGUUUCUUCUUUUUUAUUUUCUAGAAAAACUGAAAAUAGACUAACGUCCUUUCAAUUUAAUCCCAACUAUCCUAACUUAGACUUUUAGAAUGAAUGUGUGGGACUAAAUUAAUUCAAAAUAAUUGAUGAGCGAGGCCUUAGGAGUAGUCGAUCCGCCCAAUUCUUUACUUAUGAAUAUAGCAUUUAAUCGUAUUACUGAGCAAUUCGCUAUACAAUUAUAAAUUAUACAUAGAAGAUAGCGAUUUAGUUUCAUAGUUUCUCGUUAGGCAUUGUAUCUGACAUUCAUAAUUGAAAUUCCUGAAAAUUUAAUGAGGUAGACUCUCAUGAAUGCAUGUUAGAUCCCUGAAAUUCAAAAAUACAUUUAAAUAAAUUCAAACUACACGUCAGAGAUUCAAUAAGUUAACAAAGUUGAUGAUUAAUUACGUACAUUUAAAUCUUCAUUCUGCUGCAUGAUAACAAAUAAUCAUUAUGAAUGAAAGUGUCCCAACUAAUUGCAUUUGUUUCACUAUUUAAAUAAUUAUCAGCAUUUAUAUAUUAUCAUUUUUUAGCUAACAGAUUUUUGAGAGUAUCUCAUAUGUAAUGAUGAAAGAAAAUUAUUAUUAUAUUAAAAAUGAUAAAAUUGAUUUUUAUAAAUUUUUUUAAUUGGAUUAAAUAAUGAAAAAAAUGAAAAAAAAGCAACUGUCUUGCUUACAAUAGCAAAUUCAGGAAUUAAUCAAAAUACAAAUAUAGGGGGCCAGUUUAGAGUCACCCAAGCCUAACUAAAUCAAAGAUAGACUUAUUAAAUUAAUUAAUAGCUGUAAAAUUCUUUAAUAUGUGGGUUCUGCCAGUAAUUUGGUUCAGUAGUGAUAUAUUCAUUUUUUUCAAUUGAUAUCCAAAUGAUAUAUUCAUUUGCUUCAAUAUGUAUAAAAAAAAAAAGAGAAAAAAGAAAGAAAGCUGUUUUCUGAAAGUCCUUGUACAUAUGUGUCUUCUACUCUAGAUACCUGAAGAGGCAUUAUUGCACUGAAUUAAAGGUCGAGCCCCCUAUU